AUGGCUGCAAACCUUCACGAGUUAGAAGAGAAAUUAUUUGGGAAAAUCCCUCAAACUCCAGUUCCCUCGGUUUUGGAUUCACUGAAUGAUGAAAAAAAGAAGAAAAUUGCCGAGUUUCGAUCCAGAAUAACAAACCAAUGGAAAGAAGAUGAACUUCUUCAUGAACAUGAUAAGAAGGAGAAUGGAAAUUACUUCUUAUCUGACUUGACUCUCUUCAGAUUCUUGUCUGGAUACCAAUGGAAUAUUGAUGAGGUGGAGCCUGUUUUAAAGGGAGCUUGUGAAUGGCGAAAAAAGUUUGAGCCAUGGAAUGUUCAUAUUGACGAUGUGAAAGCAGUUGCACAGCAAGGUGCGAUUUUCCAUGUUGGUUUUGAUAAAGCUGGACAUCCAUUGAUUUAUGUUAAGCUUGGCCUGGAUAAAUUGGAAAAUAACGAAGAAAACAAAUUAUUGAAAUUUAAAUUCUUUGUGUGGCUCUAUGAGUUAGCGAUUAGGAGAAUGCCUGAAAAUAUUUAUCAAACAUCCUGGAUUGUGGAUUUGACAGAUGCAUCAUUAAGCGUACAUCUCAUUAAAUCCAUGAAGGACAUGUUCCUUGAGUUAGGAACUUAUUAUGUUGAAAGAAUGGCUGCAAUUGUUGUUGUGAAUGUUCCAUGGAGUUUAAAGUUCUUAUGGGGAGUUGUGAAAAUGUUUUUGACUCAACAAACGAUUGACAAGUACAACAUUCAAGGUUCAUUGAAAGAAAAAAGAAAUGAAUGCCUUACUUACACAAAAGAUUUCCAACGACGUGCUCAUAUCUGA
This is a messenger RNA of Naegleria fowleri, 792 nucleotides long. RefSeq lists its product as uncharacterized. NCBI's taxonomy places the organism in Eukaryota, Heterolobosea, Eutetramitea, Acrasida, Naegleriidae. The coding region runs from base 1 to 792 and encodes 263 amino acids. The transcript is spliced from 4 exons. The record is from RefSeq and is a predicted model, not a curated record. Gene Ontology annotation, molecular function: phosphatidylinositol transfer activity.